Cuscuta campestris is the source of this 1691-nucleotide messenger RNA. NCBI's taxonomy places the organism in Eukaryota, Viridiplantae, Streptophyta, Magnoliopsida, Solanales, Convolvulaceae. The record is from the annotation of a GenBank genome assembly.
GUUUAGUCACUCACUCACCUGCGCAGCUGCGCUCCAAACCAGUAUCUAACUUUAUUAGCAUCGAUCAAUCCAUCCACAAGAAAAGAAUAAAUUUCUAUAAACCCUUUGCGGCGGUGUUGUAGACGAGGGAUGGAUUGAUCGAUGCUAAGAACCGCUUCUUAUUGAAUAACCCACUUCAACACCCGGAGUAUUUCGUACGUUUGUACUCUGUAGAUUGACGUGUGACACAGUUUUGGGCUGCCAGAUUGGGGUCGGGUUCUGAUUGGCAUGGAGCAUUUUCCCGAACCCAGUUCCUCUAAUCUCGUUUGACCAACUUGGGUAGAGAGAGCGAGGAGGGAGAUUUGAAUCGUUGAAAUGUUGAAACCCUAGGAAGCGAUGUCUGGGCAGUCCACGAGUAGCAGUGGUGACCACACUUUUGACAUAAAGGAAUUGUUAGAGAUAAGAACAAGAUGCAGAGAGCUCAGGAAGGAAAGGGAAUCAUUGAGGGACUCACAAAAGCAGAGCUUAGAGCUUAUCAGAAAAUUAGAAGAGCAUGUACAAACAUUAACUUGUGCCCACUUAGAGGACAGGAAACGGAUCCAGGAGUUGGAAAGGGAGUUGGAUAACUGCUCACAAGAAAUAGAUUACCUGCAGGAUCAGCUCACCUUAAGCAACUCAGAAUUGAUUAUGCUUGGGGAGGAGGUUUGUUGUCUUCAGUUAAAACUCAAAGACAAGGAAAUUUUAGAGGAAGAAAUGGGACGAUUAAAGGAGGAAUUGGAAAACAAGGAGUUAGAGCUUCAGAGUUCAACUUUGUUAAUAGAGAAACUCGAGGAGUCUAUUUCAUCCGUGGGAUUAGAAUAUCAAUGUGAAAUUGAGAGCCUAAAGCUUGAUAUGACAACACUGGAGCAGCAUAUUGUUGAACUAAAAAAAUCUCAAAAAAAUGCAUUGUUUCAUGAUACCGAGCUUUACGCCCGGGAUGCCGAGGGCUAUAUUGAACAUUUAGAAAGGGAGAAUGGUAUUCUAAAGGAACAACUUCAAAACUGUGAAAAAAAUGUUAAAGUAUUUUGCCAAAUUGUGGAAGAGCAAUGUCCAGAAUGGAUAGUUACUGGGCAUGAAGCUGUACUAGACAACAAUGUGAGCUCUUGUGGAGACAUUUUGGGUCCUCUCCUUACCAAGCUCACUAUUCUCGGGGCAUCCGGUGUCAAUUUCAAGGACGAAACAAACACACAGUCUAACGAAAUACAAAACUACGAAUCUCUUGUGGAGAAGCUUAAGGAGGACCUGAAAUUGGAAAGGUUAAAGGGGAAAGAAGAAGCAGAGGAUUUAGCUCAGGAAAUGGCAGAGUUAAGAUACCAUAUGACUGGCUUGCUUGAAGAAGAGCAAAAACGGCGUGCGUGCAUAGAACAGUUGUCUUUGCAGAGAAUCUCAAAGCUGGAGGCUCAGCUUGAAGAAGAACGGAACAAGUCCUUCGUCAAUGAAGAGGAGACCGGAAAAGCUAUCACCGUUUCCAGAUAUGCCCCUGAAGAGUGAAAAACACUAGAGGAAUCUUGUCUUACUGGUCAGCCACCUUCAACCCAAGGGAGUGCUUGUAUUACUAAUAUUAAAUGCCAGUUUUGAGAAAAAUGUAUGCUUUUGUUGUAUUUGAUUCAUCAACUUUAUCUUAUGUAUCAAAAACUAGAUGCUUUGGUCAAUAAUGAAAUGUAUCAAAAAUU